GAGCCAGAAAAUAAAGAACAAAACAAAAGCAACCUGAAGGUAACCUCCCCAGAGGAUGCGGAGCACGUAAGCCGCAGACAGGCCUCCCCAAAUGGGACGCCACCUUCGAGAGGAGACGCUAAAGGCAGUCGGACUGUCCCGCGAAGGCACACGUUAGGGGGAGCCCGCAGCUCCCGCGAGAUCCUGGCUAUGCAGCCGUCAGACAUGGACAAGAAGAGGGAGGCCUUCCUGGAGCAUCUGAAGCAGAAAUACCCCCAUCAUGCUUCAGCGAUCAUGGGCCACCAGGAACGGCUGCGGGAGCAGAGCAGAAGCCCAAAGCACGGCCCCAGCCCCCAGCCCAGCAUCGGCGACCACAUUGACCACCUCUCCCUGGCCUCCCUAGAGUCACUGGAUGCCAUGUCAGAGGCCGACGCACCUACAGCCUUCACCCGCGGCAGCCGGGUUCGUGCCAGCCUGCCUGUGGUCCGAUCGACCAACCAGACAAAGGACCGCUCACUAGGUGUGCUGUACCUGCAGUACGGGGACGAGACCAAACAGAUCCGCAUGCCUAAUGAGAUCACGAGCAUCGACACGGUCAGAGCUCUGUUUGUUAGUGCCUUCCCGCAGCAGCUCACCAUGAAGAUGUUGGAGUCGCCCAGCGUCGCCGUCUACGUCAAAGACGACAUGAGGAACAUGUACUACGAGCUCACUGACGUCAGGAACAUCACAGACCACUCCUGCCUGAAGGUCUACCACAAAGACCCAGCGCAGGCAUUCAGCCAUGGGCCGAGACCUGCCAACGGCGAUGCCAGGAUGCACAGUGAUGGACAGCACCCUCUGAGACAACCCCCCAUGGGUCCCCCAACACAUCAUCCAAUGCAGGGUACACUCCCCCCAUCUCCCCACUCCAUGCCCCCGUCCCCCUCCAGAAUCCCAUUUGGCCCACGGCAGGGCUCCAUACCUGGCAGCGCCACCAUCCCUAGGGACCGACUGUCUAAUGCCAACCCUCCAGCGCGCUCCAUCUCGCCCUGUCCCAGCGCCAUCCUGGAGAGACGGGACGUCAAGCCAGAUGAGGACAUGGGGGGGAAGAGCCACAGUCUGAGCAGGGGAAAUGAGGGGUUGUAUGCAGAUCCAUACCUGCUCCAGGAGGGACGGAUGAGCAUGGCUACCGCCCAUGGACCGCACCCCAACCCUGGGCUUGAUGGUCCAGAGCAUGGCAUGGGGGGAUUUCACCGUGCCUCCAUCCGCUCCACAGGCUCUUACAGUGGGCCCAGUCCCACAGACACUAUGGAUCACCCCUCUCUGUACAGGCAGAAGUCCAGAAACAGCCAGCUGCCUACUCUGGGCUCCAAGACUCCUCCCCCAUCCCCUCACCGGAUGGCUGAGGUACGGAUGAUUGACAUCCAUGGCGGGCCUCCUCAUGGCGUUCCACCUCAUGGAGUUACCAUGGAGAGAAGCUCACCAGUGCGCCAGUCCUUCAGGAAGGAGGAAGUAACGGGGACCAAGGCUCGGAACAACAUGGGAUCACCUGUGGUUUCAGACCUGCCAGGUCAUCUCCAGGGGCCCAUUCCACCUGCCAAUGACCAUCAGACACGAGAGCGAAUGAAGGCUAUGGAGCAACAGAUUGCCAGCUUGACUGGUCUUGUUCAGCAUGCACUUUUAAAGGGGCCAAACACUAGUGGCACCAAGGAGCCUCUAAGUGAGAGACCACCAAAGACAUCAUCUCCAGCCCACAGCGCACAUAGCUCAGGUGGUUCCCCAGUCUUGGCUCCCAAAAGCAGUGCAGCCCUAUCAGACAAGGGCUCAGUUCCUCUCAAAGUCAACCUCCUGCAGUUCAGGAAGAAUGUUUCUGACCUCAGGAUGCAACUCCAUCAGAUGAGACAGCUGCAGCUCCAGAACCAGGAGGCAUUACGGGUUCAGCUGAAGCGGGCAGAACAGGAAAUCAGUGUUAAACUCGCAGAGGCCAUGCGGCGUCUCGAGGACCCAGUCCAGAGGCAGAGAACUUUGGUAGAAGAGGACAGGCACAAGUACUUGGGACUGGAGGAGCGUGUCCUUACACAACUCGGUGAGCUGGAGCAGUAUGUCGGCUCUCUGCAGAAGGACUCAGCAGCGACACACAGAGUGGUGACCCUGAAGGAUGUGGAAGAGGGAGCGGUGACUCUGAGGAAGGUGGGAGAAUCUCUGGCAGGGCUCAAAGGAGAGUUCCCGGCAUUACAAACCAGGAUGCGGGCCGUGCUCAGGGUGGAAGUGGAAGCCGUCAAGUUUUUGAAGGAGGAGCCUCAUAAACUGGACAGCAUGCUGAAAAGGGUCAAGAGCUUGACUGACACACUCAGCAGUCUGAGAAGACAUGCCACUGAGGGUUCUCAAAGGGGCCCUGAUCCUUCUGCUAAUAUCCCAGUGGAUAACAGCCUUUCAGCAGCCGCAGUAGAGACCCCUGCCGAAGCUCCCCCAAUAUCAGUCCAGCCUACCUCCACCGCAGCCCCACCGGAGCUCCAGAACUCCACCAUCAAAUCAGGGGUGAUGCCUUCCUCCCCAGUGGUCAUCCAUCAUGUCCAGAGCUCCCCGGUCCACAUGCAGCAGUCCCAGCAGUCUGCAGCCCUUACUGCUCAGCCCAGUCCCCCGCUUACCCCCAACCCCACUCAGGUUCCGUGUCCCAAUGCAAGCAAGAGUCAAGGCCGAGAAUCUCCCAAGGGUGCAUCCUCGGAUCCACCAAGUCCCGCCCGUCAUAAGAAGGCACAAGGGAACCCAGUGAAUAAUGGCAACCAGGAUCUUGUCAUAGAGGAGCUGCAGAGCAGUCAUGACAAGAGCAAAAACAGAGCUAUGUCCAUAGAGGCAGCAGAGAAGGAGUGGGAAGAGAGAAGGCAGAACAUGGGUCACUACGAUGGAAAAGAGUUUGAGAAGAUCCUCCAAGAAGCCCAGGCCAACAUGAUGAAGGGCAUUCCCAGUCUAGAGGUAGAAGAGAACCCAGCACCUGCUGCCAGCGGAGAACAAGCAGACAUCCACAAUCCUGUGGAGGCAACUUCAGAAGAGCCCCAGUCUGAGCCUGACUCUGACAAACCAGCCAAAAAGGGGCCUGAAAAACUUCCGAAGCCUUUGACGGAGAAACCAGCCAAGCCCGCUCUGGAGAGACACUCCAAGACUGCCACCAAGCCGGCGCCCACUGACGGUUUUACCAAGCAAGGGUCUGAAAAGUCCAGCAAGUCACCACCACCACCACCUCCUCCGAGGAAGACCUACCCCACCUCGAGCUCAGGCAUGACCACCACACGCUCUGGUGAGGUGGUCUACACCAGCAGGAAGGAGUCUGUCUCGGCUCAGGAGGGUGAAGAGGAGGUCCCGCCUCCCACUCCCCAGCCCAAGCCCACCCAGCCCAAGGUUCCACCAGAGACCAAGCCGAAGCCCGCUACCCCUCCCCCCGUUACUGCUUCUGUCACCAGAGAAGAGGAGGAUGAAGGGGACAAGAUCAUGGCAGAGCUCCAGGUUUUCCAGAAGUGCACAGUUAAGGAUGUAGGGGUGAAAAAUUUGGUAGAGCCCACCACUCGAAUUGAACCGCAAAUCAGAGAACUAAGACCAGGGGCCAUGUUGCCCCUCAAAGAGAAAAAGCAGAGCUCAGAGCCCAGUCGAGUGGAUAAAGAUCCAGACACAGAUGAAAAUGGGAAUACUACUAUGCGACAGAGCCAAGGGGUCAUAUACUAUGUGACUGGCCAGAUUCCUAAAGAUCAUCCACCCCCGUCAGGAACAGAGGAAACCCCCGAACACCAAGAGCCCACACAACCUCCAACACAGGUGUCAAAUGUCAAUGUUAAUGACAAUUCUCCAAGCCAGGAACAGCAGCAGCAGCAGCCACAGUCUCCGCCACCCAAAUCUCCCCCACCUAUAUCACCUAAGCCUGCGGGACUGAAUGGAUUAAAACUGCCGAAGAAGCAAGUUAAGCGCUCCGAAUCUUUGAAGACCAGGGCAGAAAUGGAGAAGGGAAAAAUCCUCAACAAAAUUAACACUGAAAAGAAAAGUAAAAUCAUCCAGGAGCACGUUUCUUCCAGUAAGAAUAUAAUAUCCAAGCCUAUGGAAACCACGACAACCAGCGUUGUAAAAGAGGUGUCUAAAGGUUCUGUUGCCCCAACUAACAACGCUCCUAGUGAGAACAGUGAUCCACCUAAAUCUAACUGUGAGGAUGAUGAUGAGGGGGCCAGUCUUAGUCCUGAUCUACCUGGAGAAGAGGCACCUCCGCCCCCGGACAACAUAGCAUUUAUGAUCACGAACACCAAGGUUCAGGCCCUAUCGUGUGGUGAGUACCAGGAACUUGUCAAUGCCAAGAAGGGAAGUGUGCAGACAGUCACUGUAGGUGGUGCCGCAAACCGUGGGAACACCACAGCGAGUCCCUCUGUACCGCAGGAUAAUGGCUUCAACAAGAAGCCCGUCAUCAUCAUUUUUGAUGAGCCCAUGGACAUCCGUUCAGCAUACAAGCGCCUGUCGACCAUAUUUGAAUGUGAGGAGGAACUGGAUAGGAUGCUCGCAGAAGAGCGCAUUGAGGAGGAGAGUGAGGAGUCAGACACAGAGAGGAGUGGUGGGCUGCAGGUAAAAGCUGAAGGGACCGAAACGGUUGAUGGCAAAAAGGUCGGCUCUUCACAGGGCACUGCUGAUCAUGUCAGCUUAUCAUCCUCAUCUUCGUCUUCAGUAUCUGAACUAACGGACAGUGGAAUAAACUUGGAGUCGAAUGGAGACGCCAAGCAGGACAGUAAGAAGAAGUUCAAGUUUAAGUUCCCUAAGAAACAGUUCGCGGCACUGACCCAGGCGAUUCGUACAGGCUCCAAGUCAGGCAAGAAGACUCUACAGGUUGUUGUGUAUGAAGACGAGGAGGAAUCCGACGGUACUGUCAGGCAGCACAAAGAAGCAAAGAGAUUUGAGAUUGCGCGUUCAAAAUCUUUAGCGGACACCCAGAAGGCAACAAACUCGGCCGUGGUAAAGAGGCAGAACUCCGAGUCCCACUGCAGGACAGAUGAGAUCCGGAAGAACACCUACAAGACACUGGACAGCCUGGAGCAGACCAUCAAGCAGCUGGAGACCACUAUUAGUGAGAUGGGACCACGCUCCCCCGAUGAGCCAGUCUCUAUGGAGGAGGCUAAAGCAGGGAAUGGGAAAAGCCCAGAAGGAGUGGGACUGAAGAGGUCUUCCUCUCUCCCUACUUCCAGAGGGUCGGGCCCUAAGAACACCAGUGUCGCUUCCCCCACUAGUCGGAUGCCCGUCCCUUUGUCUGCGAAGUCCAGGCAGUCGCCGGGUACUACUGACAAAGCAGGAAAACAGCAAAAACUGCAGGACGCUCAGAGGCAGUUCCGACAGGCUAACGGAAGUGCUAAAAGAGUGGGAGGGGAUCAUAAAACUACUUCCCCUACUAUACCCAUCUCUAAAAUCCCUGCUUUUUAUCCUAGCUCUACUAAAGGCAGCUCCCAGUCUGCACAAAACUCAGAUGCUACUAAUCCCAUUAACCCUUCCUCCUCCUCCUCCUCCUCUUUGACAAAGUCCUCCAUCCUGUCCUCUCAUACUCCUCGUUCCGGUUCCCUACCCUCCUCCCACAUCCCCUCCUUGUCUAACGGAUCCCUCAAACUCCCCACACCCUCACAGCACACAGGUAAAGCUCUCUCGUUCUCCUCGCAGACUCAGAAUGGUCGAGUGCACUCCUCCUCCUCUUCAUUCUCCUCCUCCUCCUCAUCCUCCUCCUCCUCCCCCUCCCCUCUGUCGCCCACACCUUUGGGCCCAGGUGGAAAGAGCAUCCGCACCAUACACACCCCCAGCUUCACCAGCUACAGGUCCCACAACGGCAGCAGCGGCAAAUCCUGCAUCCCAACAUCCACAGCAGCUAAGGACACUACUUAGCCCCAUUAUCGCCCCGCUGGCUUUACUGCAUAGCAGGUAGACUUGGUCAUGUUUUCUUUUAUAUAAUUUUGGUUUGUUGUUUUUUUUUGUUUUGUUUUUUCUAUUUUUGAGAGUUUUUGUAAAAGUAUUAUGUGAUGCACUCGCCCAAUUCAUGUUUUAUUUGACACUGGCAUUCUCACACCGAUGCUUUUAUCUCCUUUUGAGUUGCAUUUUCAAAUUUUGGAUCAUACUUACAUGGAUUUUGAUUCUCUCUUGAAGGUGUAACAGAUGCUCUCGUAAAAAAUUUUGCAAUGGAACUAAAAACUAUUUAGUAUUACCACUUUGUAGUUGAAGUGGAAGGCUUUCGUGGUGUUGAAAAUCUAUUUUUCUUGCUGUAGCUAUGAAUAGGGAAUAUAGAGUUGAUGUACAAUCACAAAGUACCAUGUAAAAAUUGUGUUUUAUUUUUCAAACCAGAGAUUGAAUAACCAUAGUAUAUUUAAUCUUCUAUAUUUCUUGUGUUGCCAGAUAUUCAGCAGUCUUGUAAAUGCCUUUUAUGAGUGUAUACAUAACGUAUACAGACAUUUUAAAGUUGAACUCAUUCUGAACUUCUGUUUUCUGAGAGUAUUUUCUCAUUUCUCACCCAUAUGAACUGCCAAUUUCUUUUACAGAGAUGUAAAACUGGUAUCAUGAAUAAUACAAGUUUUCAUUUUAGUGUGCCUCUUUGCCAAAGUUGUUUUACAAUGACUCACUUCAAGCCUAACCCAGUCACAAGAUUUGGGGAAAUUUACAUGCACUCUCUUGGUGUGAUGGCUGAAGUGUUGACCACAGUGUAUACACUGCUGGUUGUGUUUUUUUUUAAGUUAACAUGUAUUGUUGUCUAAGUAUAAACUGUACUAAAAACAAAAGUAAUGAAUCAGUUCUACCAUGUGUACAUAGAUGCUUCUACUAAGGAAAUAAGUAGUUUUGUUAACAUACCAAAGUUUAUUUGUAUGCAUGCCUUUCAAAUACUUUAGGAGAGUGGUGUAAAAGAAGAAUUGUGUUUGCACAGAUAGAUUUUUGUAAAUAUUUGGUUUUCUCCUCCUUUUUGUAAAGCUUUAAAUCAUACUAUAAAGGAGCAAUGUGGUAAAGAUAAAACUGUGUUGGAGUAGCAAAAAUAAAGACUUGCAUGCUUGUAAGGCA
Molecule: messenger RNA, 7008 nt
Organism: Seriola dumerili (greater amberjack)
Lineage: Eukaryota; Metazoa; Chordata; Actinopteri; Carangiformes; Carangidae
Product: sickle tail protein homolog
Exons: 21
Coding region: 190-5850 (1886 amino acids)
Cellular component (GO): cytoplasm
Source: RefSeq, a predicted model, not a curated record